UCCUCGUGCAACACAAUAUCCCACUUAAACUAAAUCAAAGCCAUGGCUAGCUUGCGAUCUUGUUUCCUUCCAAUGCCCAUGUUGUUCUUAACUACCUUGUUAUUUUUUAUGAACAAAGUGGUGGACUCAACAGAGUCCCUCUCUUUCUCUUUCAGCGAGUUCAUCCCAAGUCAACAGGACUUGGUCUUCCAAGGUGACUCCUCGGUUAGCUCAACAGGGAGGUUGCAACUCACCGUGGUCAAGGACGGCCGCCCAAUUAGCUCCACGGGCCGAGCCCUAUAUGCGGCCCCGGUCCGCAUAUGGGACAACAAAACAGGCAACGUUGCAAGCUUCGUCACUUCCUUCUCAUUCAUCAUCAACGCACCCAAUACAACCGCUGAUGGCCUUGCCUUCUUUCUCGCACCCGUGGACACCCAACUCCAAAACUCCGGUGGGUUCCUCGGACUCUACCCCAACCAAGAUGAAAGUAAAUCAUACCAAGUUGUCGCGGUCGAGUUUGACACUUUCUUGAACUCUUGGGAUUCGACAACUCCACACAUUGGAAUUGAUGUCAACUCCAUCAAAUCAUUGAUAGUUGGAUCGUGGGAUUUUCAAAAUGGCCAAGUAGCGAAUGUUGUCAUAAGCUAUCAAGCUUCAACCAAACAAUUGACUGCCUCUUUGGUCUACCCUUCUGGUCUGGCCAGAAUUAUCUCUGCUAUGGUCGACUUGAAGAGUGUUCUUCCAGAGUUUGUCAGAGUUGGUUUCUCAGCUUCAAGUGGAGCCUUUGUUGAAUCACAUGAUGUUCUUUCAUGGUCUUUCCAAUCGAAGUUGCCAGCGGGUAGUAAAGGUGUUGCAGCUUUCAACAAGGUGCUACGGACUUGAUUAGCUAAGUCUACUUUGUAUGUAUGUAUACGUGAUGCUCGCAUGUAAUAAGGAUAAGAUAUAUGAUAUCUUACAAAAUAAAUAAGGCUUAAAUUUGUCUA
This is a messenger RNA of Lotus japonicus, 962 nucleotides long. RefSeq names its product seed lectin-like. The transcript has a single exon. Gene Ontology annotation, molecular function: carbohydrate binding. Lineage: Eukaryota; Viridiplantae; Streptophyta; Magnoliopsida; Fabales; Fabaceae. The record is from RefSeq and is a predicted model, not a curated record. Bases 43 to 861 code for a protein of 272 amino acids.